ACGGCCUUCCUUGCUUAAAUCUUCCACAUUUGGGUGGCACCUACCUCUUCUUCCUCGUGGCCCCUCUUCUUCCCACCCUUUGGCCCCUCUGCCGCCCGGCGCUCCUUCUUUCGGUGGCCCCUCCGAGGUCCACGUCGGUCGCACCGGCCAAGAGGGACCCGGAGGCGCUCGAGACGGACACCUGGGCCCUGGGACUGCUCUCAGGAGAAGUUCCAGCUGCCCUUGGAUGUUGAGCGGAGCAGGAUAACCUAGGAGACCACCCUCCGAACCGACCACAAGCUCCAGCCAAAGAGAAGGAAGACCCUCUCCCGGUUGCCCGAGGCCAAGGAGAAGAAGGGUGGGAGACGCCAGCCUUCUGAGCAUGAUGUCCUACAUCAAGCAACCACAUUAUGCGGUCAACGGGUUGACCUUGGCUGGGCCAGGCAUGGACCUGCUGCAUUCGGCGGUUGGAUACCCCACCACCCCACGGAAACAGAGGCGUGAGCGCACGACCUUCACGCGAGCACAGUUGGAUAUAUUGGAGGCCCUCUUUGCUAAGACCCGCUAUCCGGACAUUUUCAUGCGCGAAGAAGUGGCGUUGAAGAUCAACUUGCCUGAAUCUAGAGUACAGGUGUGGUUCAAGAACCGCCGGGCCAAAUGCCGCCAGCAACAGCAACAGAGUAGUGGGCAGGCCAAGGCGCGUCCGACAAAGAAGAAAACCUCUCCGGCCCGGGAGACCAGCUCCGAGACCAGCACCAACGGUCAGUACAGCCCUCCGCAGACCGGCACUUCGGUGACGCCCGUCUCGAGCGCCAGCGCCACCGUCUCCAUCUGGAGCCCGGCCUCCAUCUCCCCGAUCCCCGACCCACUCUCCUCCUCCACCACCCCUUGCAUGCAGCGCUCCACCGCCUACCCCAUGACCUACACCCAGGCCCCCGGCUACACUCAGACCUACGCCGGCUCCACCUCCUACUUCAGCGGCCUUGACUGCAGCUCCUACCUGUCCCCCAUGCACCCGCAGCUGUCGGCACCCGGAGCCGCCCUGAGCCCCAUUGCCACCCCCACCAUGGGCAGCCACCUGAGCCAGUCCCCGGCCUCUCUCUCCAGCCAGGGCUACGGGGCGGCCGGGCUGGGCUUCAGCUCGGUGGAUUGCUUGGACUACAAGGACCAAGCAGCAUCGUGGAAGCUCAACUUCAACGCCACCGACUGCUUGGAUUACAAAGAUCAAAGCUCUUGGAAGUUCCAGGUCUUGUGAAAAGGUGGUCGGCAUCACGUCCUUUUUUGUUUUUUUCAAAGAAGCUUCUCCUCCCUUUUGCAUUUUAGCAGCUUGGGACAGUCUCCUCUGUCCACGCUUGGCACGAGACCCAUCGCUUUUUCUCCGCUCCUAUUCUUGGUUUUUCCAGACGCUCUCCUUCCCGUCUCUCACCCUUGUCCAAUCCUUCCUCGACCGGCAUGUAAAGACUUUGGCACCGCUUUUUCUUUGUUCUCCUGCGCUGUUUCCGGAGGUCCUCGUCCAUCCCCAGGAAAGAGGAGGUGGAUCCGCGCAGAACUUAGGAACUCGCAAUACAGCCUUAGCGCCAUCUGCUCUGGCCUUGGACACGCUGCUCCCGUAGACGCUUGGCCUGGACUCAGUGACUAGGGUGGCAUUGAAAACAUUGGACUGAGAGAACCAAGGACCUGGAUGGGGAUGAAUGGGACUUGACUGAUGAUGGACGUUGGCGUUUUCAUGUUGGAGAUGGCAAGUUGUACAGCUGGACAAAGAGAAGUUUGCAAGAGAGCCGGGGUUGCAGAAAUCACGUUGUCAUCCCUCUCUCCGAAAUCAUAUUUACCAAACAAACCUGGGAAAGAAGAAGCGACAGAUGGGUUCCAUUCUCGAGGUGGCUGGGCCCUUAUCUCUUCCAAAUGCGGACUUGCCGUCGCAAGAGGAGUCAAUACGGAGCAACAAGCAAUGGGCCAUCGACUACGGCAGUGGUUCUCAGCACCUCAGAUGUCUCUUUUCCCCAUCAACGUCAGACCAGGAUAGUGUUAAGGGCAUCUUGUCGGCACGAGGCUGAAACUCGCUUUUUCCUCCUGUUUCUGCAGAUGUGAAAAACUAACGCUGCUGUGUAAGAAAAUAGGAAGCAAACCACAGCUCAAGCUAGCUCAAUAUUAUCUCUUCUGAUUAGUUUUCCUUCCAUGUGUUAAGACAAGAAGGUUUUAUAGGUCGUAUCUGGACACGUCAAAGAGAUAUUCUGCACUAUUUCCCAGUUACUGCCCUUCCCCAAUGAAAAGAAAGAAAACUGCCUUAUGCAGAGUCAAAUGAUCAGUCUCAUAGGAUCCCAAGGUUCUGAAUUUUAAACAAGACUAGGAACAUAGGAAAGAGGGUUAUAGUGACUCUAUUUCCUUCGGGUAACUUCAUCUCACCUUGGAUACCCUGCCUGGCAGUGUUGCAGACCAGAGGGAUUUUCCUAUUUGUAUUGAGAGAUAUUGGGAGCUGGUUUUCUGCACUGGAAGAGAGGAAACAACCCUUAGACCAGAGCUUUCCAAACAUUUCACGUUGGGGACCACACUUUUAAAGCAUGCAUCGUUUUGCGAUGCAGUAAUUCAGUCCAAAUGCUUGAACCAAAUGCUUAUGAGAGAUAUAAACACAUAUAUCCAUUUAAAUAACAAAACGUAUGGAGACGCAAUGUAUGGAUAUGCAUAUAUAUAUAUAUAGCAUAUUUCACAUAGACUCAGAGGUGUCCUGCUAUGUUCGCAUGACACACCUACAAACUGUAGCCGACAUGCUAUAAUGUAGGCAUGGGCAAACUUGGGCAAAUUCAGGUGUUUUGGACUCCAACUCCCACCAUUCCUAACAGCCUCAGGCCCUUUCCUUUUCCCUCUCAGCCGCUUAAGCGGCUGAGGGGGAAAAGGAAGGGGCCUGAGGCUGUUAGGAAUGGUGGGAGUUGGAGUCCAAAACCCUUGGAGGCCAACAUUUGCCCAUGCCUACAUUAUAGCAUGUUGGCUACAGUUUGGAAAGCUCUGCCUUAGACUGAGUCUUGUUUCAUCUCCUGCUUUCUGACAUUUCAGACAGAAUUCCUUUUCAGCCCAAUCUGGAAAUCCAUGGUCAUCUCCCAUCAGAACCGGCCCUAGGUAAUUUUCAAGUGUAGGCGAACAGAAUUUUGGCGCCCCCCCCCCCCCAUACCAAUCACUGAAAAAUAAAAGUGUUGGAUAAGCGAAAACGUUGGAUAAUAAGGAGGGAUUAAGGAAAAGCCUAUUAAACAUCAAAUUACAUUAAGAUGUUACAAAUUAAGCACCAAAACAUCAUGUUUUACAAGAAAUCAACAGAAAAAGCAGUUUUGACCGUCUCCCAUUCAAGGACCUCCUUAGCUUCCAAAAUGAGAGGAAAUAUAAGUGUGUUCAGGGCACCAUAUGAGCUAUAGCUUUGUGCUUGGAGAUGGGAAGCGUACCAUGGAAUCCCAAAUAUGUUUUCCUGCUCUUUCCUUAUUUCAUCUUAAUCAGCGUAGCUAUAAGGAUCAGUAUUAGCAUUAGAAGAUAUCAGAGUGCUUGGAGCGAAAGCCCAGUUGGUCUUACAUUUAGUUUUAUGGGUGGUGAAAAUGGGGAUAGAUGGAGCCGAACUAUAUCAAAGUAUAUAGUCAAGAUAGCCAAAUUUCUUAAUAAUAAGAAAGACAACACAAGCCAGAAGAGACUGCAUCAGCUUCCUUUUGCUUGAUCCCAUUGGAAAGGCAAGAUUGUCCUACUAAGUUGGAUGCAAAUUACUUUUGCACUUUGAACUAAGUUUGCAGCAGUUGAAACAAGCUUGGGGGAAAGGAAAAGAAAGUGAGGAACUGAAGUCUCUCCAUGGGUCCUGAUAAUGGCUGAUACAUUUUUUGAAUGACACAAAUGGUAUACUUUGUCAUUGGUCCCAAUCAGAAGUGCUCUUUGGGAAGUUUAAUUUUUCCCAGUAGUAUACAAAUCACAAAGCGCAGUCAUCACUGGAGAUAUUGUAAGUACCGGUUUGGGGAAAGUUGUCCUUCAAAGCAUAGAAUAUCUUUGCUAUCUGUGCAAUUAAAUCUUGCCAAUUUUUUUUGCUUUGGUUCAGAAGAUGUAAAAUCUUCUUUUAAAAAUACAGGUCCAUAUACCUCUAAAAUUGCAUUGAAAUGCCCUUUUAAAAUAAAGUGAAAAAUACGAUUUUUUGGGACCAUAAGAAAUGACAAUCUUCCCUCUGUAAUGGGCAUGGGCAAACUACGACCCUCCUGGUGUUAUGAACUACACGUCCCACAAUACUGGCUGUUAGGAAUUGUGGGAGUUGAAGUCCAAAACACCUGGAGGGCCGAAGUUUGCCUAUGCCUGCUCUAUAGUCUUGUUGCUUUUGGAAAGGAACUGUUAAGUCCUUGUUUGUAAAGGAAAGUAACUUGUUUGCAGGUAGUGUUGUGUUUUUCUACUCAGAAAUACUUACUCAAAGACAUAAAAGAGGUUUCAGCUAGCAAAGUUACUCAAGUAUAUGAUCAGAAGUAAACCAAUAAAAUGUUGUAGUUAGCUGCCGUUACAGUUUCUAAAAACAUCCCUUUUACAAAAUGUAACAACUAUAGCUACAGUUAGUUUUAAAUAUCUGAAUGUAGCAGCAUAAGCCAGAACUUGAAGCAUGUGGUAUUCCUCCAUAAUAAUAAUCAUAAUAAUAAUAAUAAUAAUAAUAAUCAUCAUCAUCAUCAUCAUCAUCAUCUAUAUAUAUAAAAGGGUAAUGACAUUUCGGCCUAGGACAAAACAACAAAACUACACAUCCCAGAAACACUAAACUUGGCAGCACAACCCCUCAUCCAUGCCUCUACGUUCAUACAACAAAAAGAAAAGAAAAAUAAAGUCCUAAUUAGAGGGAGAAGAAUAAUUGUUUUUAUCCAAUUGCUGCCAGUUAGAAGGCUAAGCUCUGCCCACUUGGUCUCCUAGCAACCCACUUACCCUGGGGACUGGCAGAGUUAGGCCUCACUUAGGCCUCUUCCACACUGCCUAUAAAAUACAGAUUAUCUGAUUUUAACUGGAUUAUAUGGCAGUGCAGACUCAAGGCCCUUCCACACAGCUAUAUAACCCAUUUAUAAUGGACUUAAUGUCAGGGGAAAAGCUUUACCCUUUACCUUAACUACCACCAAUUCCUCAAUACUUUAUUUCCCAUACCACCAUACUUCACCACAGCAACGCGUGGCCGGGCACAGCUAGUAAUAAUAAUAUAAUAAACUUUAUUUGUAUCUCGCCCCCACUCCCAAAAGGGACUCAGGGUGGCUUACAACAAAAAUACUAUAUACAUAGUAAUAAUGGCAACCAAAACAACACAAAACAACAAAUCCCUAUAACUAUAAAAGUAACUAAAGUGUCACAGUCACCUCCUAAAAAGAGUGAACGCAUCCAUUAAUGCAUAAUGUGACUUAGGUAUACCCUAAUUAUGGGUAAAAAGGAACUAUAAUCACACAAUCAUAAGAGUUGGAAGAGACCCCAAGGGCCCUUCAGUCAAACUGCAUUCCGCCAUGCAGGAAGGCACAAUCAAACCCCUCUCAAUAGAUGGCCACCCAGCCUCUGCUACUUGCAACUGACUUCUUGCCUGUAAACCAGGAUUCCAAACCUGGUUAUACCUAGAGAUCUCUAUAUUGCUCUAGAGUAGAGAUUAAAGCCAUCCCUCCAUAUCUGUUAACUUGAGAUCACAUCUCUCAAGGCGUUUCUAGGCUUUCUAGCAUGAAAUGGAAAAUAGCUAUAGAAUCGCACUGGAGGACUUAGAGAAUCCUAAUGUUUUAAAUCAAAUCCCUGAACCAUCAAAUCCGCAAAACAUCAAAACUGAAAAUGUGGAGUCAAAACUAUGUAUCUAAAGAUUGGAGAAAGUUGAAAUAAAGUGGGAGGAAAUUCCACUGUUGAAAAGAAUUGAUACACACAGUUCUGAUGAUUCUCUCUUCUUAACCUGGGAUGGUCAACUUUGUGGCCAUUAGGGGUAACUUUAAUAGAAAAAGAGGUUAAUUUCUACAUAGUGAAAAGCUUCAUUGUGUAAAUGAAAGGUUUCAUACCCAUUUCAAGGGUGUGUUUUACAUUGUAAAGUUAAUGCAGUUCGACACCACUUUCACCGCCAUGGCUCAGUGCCAUUGAAUCCUGGGAGUUGUAGUUUGACAAGAUCUAUAACCUCCAGGUCAGGACAUUCUUUGGUAUUUUCCUUUGGUUUUUGGAUUCGGGCAAAACCUGAAGUGGAAAUUGAUAUGUAUUUUUUCUAACAAAUAACCCUGUUCAUUAGUUUGCUGUGAGCUUUCUGGGCUGUAUGGCCAUGUUCCAGAAGCAUUCUCUCCUUAUGUUUCACCCUCAUCUAUGGCAGGCAUCCUCAGGUGGUGAGGCAGGAAGCAGCCACGCUUUGAAGCUGCAAGACCAUUUAUUGCUAAUCAACUGCAACAUUCACACUUGCCUCAAGAAGACGAGAAUGCUUUCUCCCACCUUGGACAUUAUUCCACAGAUAUAUAAACCCCACUUGCCUAGUUUCCAACAUCUCACAACCUCUGAGGAUGCCUGCCAGAGAUGUGGGCAAACGUCAGGAGAGAAUGCUUCUGGGACAUGGCUGGAAAACUCACAGCAACCCAGUGAUUCUGGCCACGAAAGCCUUCAAAAACCCUAUUUAUUUUGAACUGUACCAAUAUUUUGCUGUUCAAUUUUAUAUUGUGUUCAAAACAAAAUUGGAUGAAUUCUUCUAGAAGUGAGGCAUAUGAAUGGGGGCAAAGCCUCAUCUUUUCUGGUUAUGUUUCCAAUUUCAACAUGGAUUUUAUAUUUAAAAGCCUUUGAAAACAUCAAACAGGGUUUGGUAAAUAUUUGUAAGAUAAUGAUGAUGCCUCCCUCUUGCUCGAAUACUUUAAAGAACUGAGCUUUCUAAAAAAUUUUUUUUAAAGAGAUCUAUUUUGUAAAUGUUGUUAGAACUUUCCUUUUUAGCCUAGUUUUCUUAGUCGUUAACAAAACACUGGAAAAGAAACAACUGUCUUUUUGCUGUAGAUGAGAAGCAUUUCCAUGCAAGUUAAUAUAUAUUUCUUUCUCUGAUGGUUCUCUCUUAUUUAUUAUUGUUUUAGUCUGUGAUAAGCAAUUUUCUGUACAGUCACAAAAAAAUUGUUGGUGGUUUAAAAAAAAGAGAAAAAUAUUAAAAUGUAAAAAAAAACACCUAGGUAAAAAAA
Anolis carolinensis (green anole) is the source of this 7118-nucleotide messenger RNA. Its product is annotated as homeobox protein otx5. The coding region runs from base 362 to 1234 and encodes 290 amino acids. Gene Ontology annotation, cellular component: nucleus. Gene Ontology annotation, biological process: multicellular organism development; regulation of transcription by RNA polymerase II. NCBI's taxonomy places the organism in Eukaryota, Metazoa, Chordata, Lepidosauria, Squamata, Anolidae. The record is from RefSeq and is a predicted model, not a curated record. Gene Ontology annotation, molecular function: RNA polymerase II cis-regulatory region sequence-specific DNA binding; DNA-binding transcription factor activity, RNA polymerase II-specific. The transcript is spliced from 5 exons.